AUGCCGUUUCAUGGCCCAGCUGAUGACACUGGAGGAGUUGACGGCAAAUACAGCCUGAGUACCACGCCCACGCCCACUGUCAUCGCCCGGGCGGGCUCCCAGCCCCUGGCCACCAGCAGGCUGGGGGACAAGUAUGUCAUGCCCCCGGCGGGGGCCAGCGUUGGCCCUCCAAAUAAGCACAGUGCCCUGGAACCACUGAAAGCCAAAUUCAACCCUCAGCCUCAGGGUCAGCCUCAUGUGAAAGGUGACGGGGGCCCCCCUCUACCUCCCCGAGAGCCCCCCUCCAAGGCCGGCCAGGGCUCCAGAGGGAACGCCACCCUGCAGGCCCCGACUGCCCUGCAGGCUGUGAAGCAGGAACCCACGCCCGAGGGCCCCGAGAAGCCUCUGGACAUCCUCAGUAUCUUUAAGACGUACAUUCCCAAGGACCUCGCUACCCUCUACCAGAGCUGGGGUGCCAACGGCCCUGCACUGGAGCACAGAGGGGUGCUCCGGACACAGGCCCGCCAAGGAGACUUCGUCUGCGUGGAGUGUGGGAAGUGCUUCCACCAGCCCAGCCACCUCCGGGCCCACAUGCGGGCUCACUCAGUGGUGUUUGAGUCCAACGGCCUCCGAGGUGCGGACGUCCAUGCCACCUCCACAGACGCCCCCAAACAAGGGAGAGACCAUGCUAACACAGAUACCGUGCAGACAGUGCCUCUCAGAAAGGGAACCUAGAGACCCGUUACCAGCGCACCCUGUGCCCUGUGACAGCCGCUAGCAGCCCCUCAUGGAUGUCCCAGCCGUGACCCUGCCCGCCCGGUGGAGCCAGCUGGAGCACCCCGACCCGACACGUCCAGGCCCGGAGCCGCCGUGCAGGCAUGGAGCGAGUGUGACGGGCCCGGCCUCUUCUCGAACGUUUAGAAAUAAAUGAAGAUGCUAUGCUCUAGAAUUUCAUGUAGAUACUCUGUAUGCAUUUAUGUGCUCGUCACCCAGAGUCCCGUAUUUCCUCCUAAUAAACAGUGGUGUUGGCAGGCGCGGCAGCAGUCCCAGCCAUCUGUGUUGUUGAAGACGAGUUGGAGACACUGGAAAAGAUUCUUGUGUGGACUGGACAGAGUGCAGCUGCUCAGCACGGUGACAGAAGCCGCCGCCACCGGGCCGCAGGACUGUCCUGGUGGCGCCCGGCCUGGCCAGUGCUAUUGCUCCGGCCCCUCCUGUCUCAGUGGGCGUGUCCGUGGAGAAAGGAAGACAGGAAGAAGCUGGCUCAGGUGCUGUGCAAACCAGGCUUGGUGCGGUAGGGCCGGUGACAGAUCCUAACCCGUCCAUGGUUCGUGGCGUCCCCGUCCCCUUGGGGGCCCUCCGCGCUCCCUGCGUGCGCCAUCCAUCCUUGGCACCGUGUGCCCCGUGGAUCAGCAGAGGCAGCUCGGCUGCGGGAGUCUUGUGCUGGGCUUGGGAAGAGAGCUAGUGGAACGCUAAGAAACGCAGGCUUCUGUUUAUUCUCAGGACCUUUUGUAACAGGGCUCCAUCCUGCAAACUGCUCACAAAGGAAGACUGCCUGUCGCAACGUCGCCUGGCCGCUGUGCCCUCCCAGGCUGGCCCUGUGUCAGUCACGGCAGCAGAAUCCCUGGGCGGGUUUGGGGACCCCUGAUCACCAGGGUGCUGGGGCUCUGGAACCUUCUGCCCUCCUCCCCUCUCUCCCUGCACCACCCCAGCAAGCAGGUGUGUUUCCUCCGUGGGCCUGGCGCCCUCCACUGGACAAACACCUUUGUUCCCAGAGCGUGGAGGUCCCCAGGCCCCUGGGUGUGGGUGGUUCUAUAUACCUCUUCCUCAGUCACACAAAUGCAAGCUUUUGUGGUGGGGGUUAAAGCCCGGAGCAAAGGAUCUUAAGCCUUGCAGUGUACGCAGUGAAAAUUGUAUUCCACAGAUAUAAAUAUUUUCUUUUCCCAGUACCGUGACACUAUGUGUGAUGGUAAUAUUUCUGAGAGUUUCAGAUUUUUGCACAUAUGAUUUUAUGCAUUAUCAAAAGUUACUGCUGCCUUGAAUGAAAACGUUCUGUGAAAUUUUUUGCAAGAGCUUUACUAGGUUUUUUUUAAUUGUGAAAUUUUGUAAAGGCAGGAAAUGGAUUAAAAGGAGCAUGCUAAAUAUAUUUUUCAAGAAAGCAAUAAUUUUACAUGUACAGAAAUUAUCCUAACCUUUAAUACUGGUGAGAGCAACAGUUUACUUAAUGCAGUAAUGGAUUAGCGCAGGUUUUGUAGGAAAUGGGCUUCUGAUACAAAGACGUGUUUAAACACACACACACACACACACACACACACACCCUACAGUGUGGUUCUCUUGUUCUAAUGAUUUGUUGAAUUAUUAUAUUAUUGUUGUUGAUAUUAGUUAAUGUUUGGUUCUGGAUUCUCCUUGUUACUGAGUUUAAAUUACUUGAUGGUUCAGGUUACUUUGCAACACUUGCAAACAAUGCAAAGUAACUGGCUAGCUUAUGUAUACACAUAUACGCAUAUACACACAUGUACGUAUCACACCUACGUAUAUACACAUAUAUAUGUGUGUGUAUAGCUCUAACGUUUUUACUUGUUUUUUCCUGAUAUCCUUACGUCAGAUAUGCGCCAGAGUGACCUGUCCUGUUGGCGUAAUUAGGACUUGUCCCCUACAGAUACUGUCGAGCGACUGUAAUUGACUUCUGUUAAGUGCUUCUGAGCAAAGUUGCAGAUACAUUCCUCUGUCCACCUGAGAAAUCCAAAUGCCUUUCUGUUGACUUAUGUUUGCUCAGUUUGAUAGUUUGCCCUCUCCACCCCCCAGUGAUGAUUUCUGCAUUUUCUGGCUUUUAGUUUCUUGGCUGAAAGUGAGCGGUGACCAUUUAGGAGCACACAGGGGCUAGUGAUUUAAGUCCCGUCUGUUUCUCUGUGUUUUAGUUAUUAAAAGGAAUUCUGUACCCAAAGUGACACGGCAGUGGCGUGUCCGUUCUUCCUGUUCCGGAAGUGGCCCGCAGAGCUGGGAGGCUCCUCUCCUGGGCGCCUGGUGGAGUUUCCAGCGCCCCGCUGGUAGAGGUGCGACCCAGUCAGUUUAAAUGACCGAGAACUGCCGAGAGUGCAGGAACCAGGCAUUUCCUUACUUAAACAGACGGGAGGGGACCCUCCCAGGACGCCCCCCUCCAAGACAGGGCUUUUUUGGGCCUGACUGUGGUUCCUUCCUGCCCCUGAUCAUCAGUAUUGUAUUGGUUUGUUAACGCGUUUAUGUCAGUUCGACCAUAGUAUUUAAUAGGAUUUGUGUGUCCUUAUUUAUUUAGCAAUAUGUUUUGAUUUGCUUUUUUUCAAAUGAUGAUUUCCGCAUGAUCUCUCCUGUAAGUCACCUUCUGACUGUUACAGACUUCCUACUACCUCUAGCAAUCUGCUGUCUCCUUGAUUCUUAACAGGAUUUUUACAGUGCUGGCGUCUAAUGUAACUUAGACAAUAAAGGGUUUGGUUGUCUCCACUGCAGCUCCUCCGUGUACCGCCCCCGCCCGCCUGCGCUGGCUUAGGCUCCUGCUGGGUGGCUGUCCUUGCCCUGUCUCCCCCGGCUCACGUCUCCUACUCAUCGCGGAAUUCAAGUAAUGCACAAAUAAUGAGCUUGUAGAACUCUUUCAGGUUAUUCACUCAUAUUCCUUAAUUUGAAGAAUGAACAUUCAGUUUCUCUGAAAAAUCCUCUGUUAGGCAUCUUCUCUGGGAAAUCAUCCGCUGUCCUGUCACUCUUCUGCCUGGGAGGUCUUAUGGCAAUCGUGGAUGGAUAAGUUUCACCGUGGUCAAAAGAAUACUGAUUUUCAAGCCAAAAGGAUUUUGCCUUUUUGGUUUUGAAAAGUAUUAAAUGCUUUAAGAGGUUCCCCCUAAUAGUUAUUUAUUUUUUAAACCAAGGAAGACACUGGUUUCCUGAAAAGAAGGUUUUCAUGGAAAUUGCACUGCGAAUGACAUAUGGCCACUUGGGAUGAUAAAGGAAGAGUGACUUUGCUGAGUAUGUCAAGCGAGAGUCGAGCUCACAUCUGGUCGCUCUGCCACGGGCUCUGUGACAUUCUAGAAACAUCUCCGUAAAGGCACAUGCACAGGUAGGCUGGGGACUCAGCGCUCCGGCGAGGUGGACCAUGGAUGCAGCAUUUGCCAGGAUUUGCCUCCCCAGGGUGCAGGCCCGGGCCGCCGCACGUUCUUUCCACCGAGAGAAAGUGCCGCUCAGAGGACCAGUGUCUUCUGUCACAGAGAGUGACAGCGGUUCUUGGUCUGUGCCGGGAGGACAGUACACAUCCCGGACUGUCAUGGCCACAUUCUCUUCACCCACAUUCCUUCUUGAAAACAAGACGAGUUACCACCCCUGAAACCCAAAAGUUUUCAGAAAUAUACACCAAGGCGGACCGCGUUUGUACAGCUGUUCCCUUCCUCUCUGGGGUCGUCUCUGUGUCUGAAGUGCAUGUGCUGCUUUUGGCUUUCCCGAGUGCUCAUCGCAGAACAGUCUACUUACUGAGCAAAGACAGAAAAGCAGCGACAGGCCAGGGCUCCAAGCAUCGUGUGCACGCAGCGUCGCUGCGAUGACGGGGGGGGUAUUCAUUCUUCAUCCAUUUUGCUGAUUAUACUUUGAGGCAGUAAAAUGCAAAAGACCAUAGAAUUUGUAUUUCUUUUUUAAAUACAAUUUAUAACAUUAUAUUUUGUACUCUUUAUAUUAGAAUUUGUAACUAGAUUGAUGUAUUUAACUCUAUUUCUGAAAAAAGAAUUCAAUGUUUCAGUUGUGUGAUAAAAUAUUUAGAUAA
Molecule: messenger RNA, 4750 nt
Organism: Hipposideros armiger (great roundleaf bat)
Lineage: Eukaryota; Metazoa; Chordata; Mammalia; Chiroptera; Hipposideridae
Product: zinc finger protein 516-like
Exons: 5
Coding region: 1-714 (237 amino acids)
Biological process (GO): regulation of DNA-templated transcription
Cellular component (GO): nucleus
Molecular function (GO): RNA polymerase II cis-regulatory region sequence-specific DNA binding; DNA-binding transcription factor activity, RNA polymerase II-specific
Source: RefSeq, a predicted model, not a curated record